UUUCAAUUUCCAAACUUUCCAAAUUUCAUAUAAAUUAGAGUAAAAUGAAUUCUAUUUGUACAAUAAUAAAUGUGAGCUGUACAACAACAUGAGUACUUAAAAAUAUUCUGGAGUAUUUUAAAGAUUCAUAAAUACAAUUGCAUAUUGCAGAUCCAGGCUGCAUUCUUUGUCAUGCACAAUAUCAACAGUCAAAUAUAAAUUUAUCGCAAGAAAGUAACAUUAGUUUAAAUUCAAUGAAGUCGCAUUCAAAAAGAUCCCAAGCUAUAUGGUAUCAAUCAGAGUACCAGCCAAGACAUCAUCAACAAGUACAACAAUAUAUACCUAUUAAUACUGAACAAUCAUAUGCAAGCCCUUGGAAUCAAAAUUAUUCAUCAGCAGCAAGUAAUAUCGAAAAAAAUUCAUUGGAGCAUUAUAACAAUGAUUCUGAAACGAGUUUUGAUUACGAGCGAAGCAAAGAGCAAAAUAAUGCUCAAAAAGAAAGAAACAAAGAUGUUGCUAAACGGAAUCAACAAUAUAGUCAAUAUAAUUUAUUUGAGAAAGGAAAUGUAGAUUCAUAUACUUCUGAAGCUAGAGUAAACGGACAGAUCACUUUUGAAUGUUCUCGUAGACCGAUUCGUUGUCCACGAAUUGAUUGCGCCAUAAACGUAGCCUUUUCAGCGUUAACGCAUCACUUCAUUUUUGAUCAUCCGGAAGUACCUAUUUUAAGCGUAGAACCAGGAAUUAAAAGUACACUUGUCGUCAGUUUCAGUGCUUUAUCUCCUGAUUCCAGCCGAUGUUUAGCUCUUCUUUUAGUCUCUGGUAAACUCUCGUAAGUAUAAGUAAUUGUAUCAAGAUAUUUUAUAAAUUAUAAAAAUCUAGCAAUUAAUUAACAUUCGUGCGCUAAGAGAUCCUGUUGCAAGACUGUUUAAUGGUAAUCAAAUGAAUCCAAAAUUCCGAAAUCGUCUGCCAUUAUCAGUAUUAGCUGCUCGAUUACA
Megachile rotundata (alfalfa leafcutting bee) is the source of this 974-nucleotide messenger RNA. RefSeq lists its product as uncharacterized. Lineage: Eukaryota; Metazoa; Arthropoda; Insecta; Hymenoptera; Megachilidae. The record is from RefSeq and is a predicted model, not a curated record.